AGAAACUGUAUUGUGAAAAAGGCGGGCUUCGAUCAGCUGUGCAUUGCUGUGCAACGUGCAACGUUGGACGUGUGACGAUGAUAGUCCAUACAUGCUUGUUUGUUAAUUUGAACAUUUUUCUCAGUGUUAUUACUUGAUUAUUAACAUUUACCCUAGUAUAUUUUGAUAUAUCGUUUAUCGUUUGUACGCUGUGCGUCGUCGAAAUGGCAACUUUGCAAAAUACCGGAGCUGUCCGUCCGCCUAAGGCGAUCAACAAGCGAAAUCCGAAUCAAGAAGCCAGUGCUUCAGAGGAAAAUUCGCUGGGAAGAUUGCUUGAGAUCAAGGAGGAUAUCAGAGUCGACGCUGUGUACGGAUUUCGUCGAGUCACGGACUCGAAAGAGAGGAUAGGAUUUUUACUUAAUAUGCACGCAACUGAGAUUGCAGAGGAUGACAAGCGUCUGGUGAGUGGUGUGGAUUAUUACUUCAUUGAAGAAGAUGCUACCAGAUUUAAAGUAUCAGUGCCGUUUUCACCAUACUUUUACAUUUUAUGUCGUAAGAACACAUAUGAGGAAGUAUCGACUUUUUUGUCUAAGAAAUACAUGGGAAUUUUGACCAAAAUUGAGACUGUUUACAAGGAAGAUCUCGAUUUGCCUAAUCAUUUGAUUGGUUUGAAACAAAAAUAUUUGAAGCUUUCCUUUGCAAAUAUUUUUGAUUUAACAAAAGUUAAACGCAAUAUUAUGCGCGUUGUUAGAGUUAAUAAAGAGCGAGAGAAAAGUAAUACUUAUUAUACAGACAUGCUAGCAACUACUUUGCAACCAAAUGAACAGGAAAGUAAACAAACUUUAGAUCACAUGGAUAAUAUUCUUGAUAUUAGGGAACAUGACGUACCUCAUCAUGUCCGAGUAUCUAUAGAUGCUAACAUCUUCUGUGGAAUUUGGUACUCUGUAAAGACCAAAGGAAAUGAUCCACCUAUAAUUACACGAAAGAAAGACAUGAUUGAACCGCCUGAACCUAUUGUAUUAGCAUAUGAUAUUGAAACUACAAAGCUACCAUUGAAGUUUCCAGAUUCCAGUAUUGAUCAGAUUAUGAUGAUAUCAUAUAUGAUAGAUGGAGAGGGAUACUUAAUAACGAAUAGAGAAUUAAUCUCUGCAGACAUAGAAAAUUUCGAAUAUACACCAAAACCGGAAUUUGAAGGACCUUUCACAGUAUUCAAUGAACCUAAUGAGAAAGCAGCUAUAACUAAAUUUUUUGAUCAUAUUAAUGAAAUAAGGCCACAUAUAUUUGUAACGUACAAUGGUGAUUUCUUUGACUGGCCAUUUGUAGAAGCUCGAGCAGCUAUACAUAACAUGGAUAUGAAAGAAAAAAUUGGUUUUUAUAAAAAUCGCGAAGGUGUCUACGUUAGUAGAGCUGCUAUGCAUAUGGAUUGUUUAUGUUGGGUAAGACGUGAUUCUUAUCUCCCAGUGGGUUCUCAAAAUUUAAAAGCUGUCGCUAAAGCUAAGUUAAGAUAUGAUCCAGUGGAACUUGAUCCGGAAGAUAUGUGCAGAUUAGCAUCAGAAGAACCUGAAACACUCGCGAACUAUUCUGUCUCUGAUGCUGUAGCAACAUUUUAUCUCUAUCAAAAAUAUAUUCAUCCCUUUAUAUUUGCAUUAUGUACAAUUAUCCCUAUGGAACCCGAUGAAGUACUUAGAAAAGGAUCUGGUACACUGUGCGAAUCUCUUCUUAUGGUACAAGCUUUCCAAGCUAAUAUUAUAUUUCCUAAUAAACAAGAAACUGAGCUAAAUAAAUUGACGAAAGAUGGCCAUUUACUGGACCAAGAGACCUAUGUGGGCGGACACGUGGAAGCUCUGGAAUCUGGUGUUUUUAGAGCCGAUAUUCCUUGUCGUUUCAAAAUUGUGCCGAACGCCAUAGACGAAUUAAUCAAUGGUGUAGAAAAUGCCUUGAAACAUACGAUACAAGAAGAGGAAAAAGUAUCGAUCGAUAUGGUUACGAAUUUUAACGAAAUAGUAGACGAAGUUAAAGGAAAAUUGAAAGAACUUAAGAAUCAGCCUUUGAGAUUAGAGAAUCCCGUAAUUUAUCACUUGGACGUAGGCGCCAUGUAUCCCAAUAUCAUUUUGACUAAUAGACUGCAACCUUCUGCGAUAGUAAAUGAAAUGGAUUGCGCGGUGUGCGAUUAUAAUAAACCUGACGCUCUUUGCCAAAGGAAUAUGAAAUGGAUGUGGAGAGGCGAAUAUUUGGCUGCAAGUUUGGGUGAAUAUCAAAGAGUAAAACAACAAUUAGAAAUUGAGAGAUUUCCGCCGCAAUUUCCUGGUGGUCCUAAGAGAGCUUUCCAUGAGUUACCCAUAAAAGAGCAAGCUACGUUUCAAAAGAACAGGCUUACCGAAUAUUGUAAAAAGGCUUAUAAAAAGGCCAAGAUUACCAGAAUGGAAGAGAGAACACAAACAAUCUGUCAAAAGGAAAAUUCAUUUUAUGUAGAUACUGUGAGAGCAUUUAGAGAUAGAAGAUAUGAAUAUAAAGCGUUAACUAAAGUUGCUAAGCGACAAGUAGCAGCAGCGAUCGCGAAAGGAGAUGCGGCUGAUAUAAAAUCUGCCAAGAAUAGAGAAGUUUUGUAUGAUUCUCUUCAACUUGCUCACAAAUGUAUUCUUAAUUCCUUCUAUGGUUACGUUAUGAGGAAAGGAGCACGAUGGCACAGCAUGGAAAUGGGUGGCAUUGUAUGUUACACAGGAGCUCACAUUAUCAGGAAAGCUAGAGAAAUUAUAGAACAGAUUGGUCGUCCAUUGGAAUUAGAUACCGAUGGUAUAUGGUGCAUAUUACCUGCAUCUUUUCCAGACUCUCUUAUAGUUCACACUACUCAUGAGAAGAAAUCAAAAUUUACAAUCUCGUAUCCGAAUGCAGUUCUCAAUUUCAUGGUGAAAGAUCAAUUUACUAAUGAAGUAUAUCAUGAUCUUGUGGAUAAAGACAAUUUAACAUAUGAAAUCAGAAGUGAAAAUUCGAUAUUUUUCGAAGUUGACGGACCAUAUCUAGCGAUGGUGUUACCCGCUGCCAAAGAAGAGGGAAAAAAAUUAAAAAAACGAUAUGCAGUUUUUAAUUUCGACGGUUCGCUAGCCGAACUGAAAGGAUUUGAAGUAAAAAGAAGGGGUGAACUACAACUGAUAAAAAUUUUUCAAGCUUCCGUUUUCGAAUCCUUCCUAAAAGGAAACACAUUAGAAGAAUGUUACGCUUCGGUUGCAAAGGACGCAGAUUACUGGUUAGAUUUGCUUUACAGUAAGUGUGCAAAUAUGCCUGAUUCCGAAUUGUUCGAACUUAUAUCCGAGAACAAAUCUAUGUCGCGUAAACUGGAAGAUUACGGCGCACAGAAGUCCACGUCGAUUUCUACGGCUAAAAGGUUGGCCGAAUUCUUGGGCGACGAGAUGGUUAAAGAUGCAGGUUUAGCUUGUAGAUAUAUUAUAGCGAAUAAACCGCAAAGCGCGCCAGUCACUGAGCGUGCGAUACCAUUAGCUAUCUUUCAGUCGGAACUAGCUGUGCGAAGGCAUUAUUUAAAAAAGUGGUUAAAAGAUCCUACUCUGUAUAGUGAUGAUAUAAGAGACAUUUUGGACUGGAAUUAUUACAUUGAACGGCUCGGGAGUGCUAUUCAAAAAAUAAUCACUAUACCAGCGGCAAUGCAAGGCUUAGCUAAUCCAGUUCCACGGGUGCAGCAUCCACCUUGGUUACAUAAAAAAGUGUCGGAGAAGAGUAUGUCUCAUCGUCAGAAGAAGAUCACGGAUAUAUUUUCCGUAAAAGUUAAAGAACCUUCUCAUGCGAGCAAUACCGAAGAGCCUCGCGAUAUUGAAGAUAUUGCAGGACCGUCCACUAGCUUCAAGACUCCAGUUUCGGUUGUUAACAAGAGAAAAAGGCAUCAUUUAGAUGAGGAUGAGGAGAUCAGAGCCAGAAGUUGGAAAGAAGCUCUCGGUUCACCUCCUCCCAAGGGAACAACGAGACAAGAAAGAAUUAAAUGGUUGGAGUUUCAUAAGAAAAAGUGGGCUUUUCAGGCUAAACAGAGACAUCAGCAUCGACAGAAGAGGAGCAAGAUCGACGAAACCGACCAAAUUUCCUGGGGGGUUAUACGAAAUACAAAUACGUCUACCAUGACUGGUUUUCUGAGACGAGCUCAAAGAAAAUUGUUAGAAACCCCAUGGCAAAUCAUUCAGCUGUCAGAAACUGGUGAACCAGGCAUGUUUCGAUUGUGGAUACUGGUGGACACGCAAUUGCAUCAAGUGCGGCUCGUAAUACCCCGCAUAUUUUACGUAAACACCCGCAAAGCAAGAUCCGUUCCAGGACCUAACGAACUCUGGAAGAAGAGUUUCAAAUCUUUACCACGCUCCCGCCCGGUGUACAAUUUAUACCAAUAUUCUCUGCCAGAAUCUUUGUUUCAAGAACAUAGUCGCGAACUCCUGGAGGACUUGAGUAAACCAGAAAUUGAAGGAAUCUAUGAGACGCAAAUGUCAUUGGAAUUUCGGGCCAUAUUGCAAUUAGGAUGCGUAUGUAUAGUCAAUCCGCGUGCCGCGCGUAAAUUGGCGGACGGAGCCGAUACCUUCACUUUGGAUCAAUUGGAAUACAAGAGUAUCGCUUAUCAACCUUAUCUAAUUCAGCCGAUCAAUUACAUAUUUCUCUAUCAUCACUGGAGUUCGAACCGUCAAAGAGCUCUGUGGGGUUUAUUCUUAAAUGCCAGUAAAAGAACUUAUAUAUUCGUUUUAGAUUCAGUCGCUUCCAAUCAACUGCCUAACAUGAAUACAUUGUAUACGCACGAACGAAAGGCAAUAUUGGAAAAAAGUGGCGAAGACCAGAUAAAUAGAUUGCCUAAAACCAUGCAGUUCGUAGUGCAAGUUGUAACGAAUUUCCAACAGAUAUGCCGUACGUUGCAAGCAGCCUUGACUACGUAUAAAAACGAAAGUCACGGCGCUACGAUUAUUAUUAAUCAAACUGCUCUCGAAAGGACGGUGUUAACUACCGAAAUGCCGCUCCUUACCGAGUUCCCUCUCGUCAGCACACACGUGCGAGACGCUGAGAAUCUAUACGGCACGUUAGAAUGGCAGAAGGUGGGCGCGAAAGAGAUGAUCAGACACUACCUGAGAAGUCAACAGAUUUUGGAAUUAAACAUGGAACAAAGCCGAUUCUUCCACGCGCCUAUCGGCAAUGUACCCUCGGAUGCUACACUAUUCGGCACGGAUUUAUUCUACGCCAGACAUUUGCAUAGAAAUAAUUUUGUCCUGUGGUGCUCGCCAACAGAGAAACCUGACUUAGGCGGCAGCGAGAACGAUGAUAACAGACUACUGACAGACUUCGAAGAGAGUUCGAGUUGUGCUGCAAACAAUCCGGGCACGUAUUCCAGCGUUUGCGUCCAAUUAUCUGUAGAUAGUUUAGCUGUCAAUGCACUGAUGCAAUACCAUCACAUUCACGAUAUAGAUGGAACCAGCACGUUCGUGGCGUUUCACAAUCAACAACGUCCGUCCGUUCAGGAUAUGGCAAUGGGUGGUGACGCUGCGACAAUUCCCAGCUACGAUGAAAUUACUUUGUGUAAUCCAGCGUUUAAAACAUUGCGAAGCAUGGUAAACACAUGGAUGCUCGAUGUAGGAGCUUAUAAAAAUAAAUUCGCAGACUACCAGCUGAUUCAUUUCUAUCGGUGGCUGAGAUCUUCAAAUGCCUUGCUUUACGAUCCUGCUCUACGCCGUACUCUACACACAUACAUGAAAAAGUUAUAUAUACAAUUAAUAGCAGAAUUCAAAAUGUUAGGAUGUAUUAUAGUUUUUGCAAACUUUAACAAGAUCAUUGUAUGCACGAAGAAAAGAUCUGUAAACGAUGCAUUAGGCUAUAUAAGCUUUGUUGUAGAAACCAUAAAUAACAAGGAGCUGUUUCACAGUAUCGACAUUAAUUAUGAUAAAUGUUGGGAGUAUUUAAUAUGGCUUGAUUUGCACAAUCAUGCUGGUAUUAAAGGGUUUACCCCACCUAAUGAUGCAGAUGAUGAGAAUAAUGAUGACGAUAACAUGCCUCAAAUAAUGAUGAAUUGGAGUUUGGAGGAAUGUUUGCCUAAGGAAGCAGGAUGUCAAGCAAGUUUUAAGGCCGUAAUAGCGGGAUACAUAAACGCAGUGUAUCACUGCAUGAUUGAGAAUGAAGCUAAUAAUACUAUAAGACCGAGAAGAAGGCAGAGCCAAAGUCAAUCAUUUAUAGCACCACUUGGUUUAGGUGCAUUGGAAAAUACAGCCGAGUUUGCAAAAAAAUUAAUAUCAGGAGAAAUGUCUCAACGAUUGUUCAAAAUAACCCAAAAGAUACAUCGGAAUUUGCCAGAAAAGACAUUAACUCUCGAAGAAUAUCCUAAUUUGGAUAUGGGUGGAAAAGAAAAUAUAAAGAUCAAUCCUGCACUUGAAUUAAUCAAAGCAAUAUGCAAGGUCUUAUCUUUAGACAAAGAGGUGGAGAAUGAGGUUUAUAACUUGAAGGCAAAUUUAUUACGAUUAAUUGGUGUUGGCAGCUUUGGUGACCAGGUUGAAUGGAAAGACCCAUGUAUUUCUCUUGUUUUACCAGAAGUUAUAUGCAAAACAUGCAAUCACACGAGAGAUAUUGAUCUUUGUAAAGAUGAACAUUACACAAAUGAAAAUAACAGGCACAUGUGGAAGUGUCCUGUCUGCGAUAAUUCUUACGACAAUACAGAAAUAGAAUUUUCAUUGAUUGACAAAUUAAAUCGUAAAAGUAUGGGUUAUGUGCUGCAAGAUUUACAAUGUCGAAAAUGUAAGCAAAUCAAGCGAGAAAAUAUGAACAUGUUAUGUUCCUGCUCAGGCGAAUAUGAUAAUUUAAUUUCACGAAACGAAAUUACGAUGUAUGCAAACAUAUGUAAAUCUAUAGCCACCAAAUGUAAAAUGAAUAUUUUAGCAGAGAUAGUGGACAACACGAAACUCUUAACGGGUGGAUCUAAAACAAAGUCAGCAGCAUAUAUUAAAUCAUCUUAGUCAUGUAUAUAUAUAUAUAUUUGCAUGCAAAAUUUAUAAUCAUUUUUCAAUAUAAAAAUAAUAAAUAUUUUGUCUAAAAGACAUAAGUAAAAA
Molecule: messenger RNA, 7046 nt
Organism: Solenopsis invicta (red fire ant)
Lineage: Eukaryota; Metazoa; Arthropoda; Insecta; Hymenoptera; Formicidae
Gene: DNApol-epsilon255
Product: DNA polymerase epsilon catalytic subunit 1
Exons: 19
Coding region: 204-6953 (2249 amino acids)
Biological process (GO): mitotic cell cycle; base-excision repair, gap-filling; DNA replication proofreading
Cellular component (GO): epsilon DNA polymerase complex; nucleus
Molecular function (GO): nucleotide binding; DNA binding; single-stranded DNA 3'-5' DNA exonuclease activity
Source: RefSeq, a predicted model, not a curated record